GACAACUGAGCCGCUACCUGUCAAACAGUCUCCGGUUCUCCUCGGUGUUGAACUGAAAUGCCGGCUGGCUGUUAUUUAUUUAUCUUUUAGCCUUUUACCCGGGAUAUUUUUAAAAGAAUUCCCGGUUUUUAAACGUCACGUUGUGUUUACAGGACUACACACCGGUACCGGCACCUUCUCUCUCUCUUUCUUUUUCUCUCUCGGUGGGUUUUUUUUUUUCUUCUCAGCGGAGCCUCUCGGUGCUCAGAAUGGGGGCUGGAUGAUUUGACAGUCCGACGUAGAUUCAGGCUGAUGGACCUGAUAUAGUGUUGAACAACGGCAUGACCUACAUACCGCAGAGCUUACCGGACAUCUCUGCAGUAUGGAAACAACCACCGACGUCCUGUUCAACCUUGUAACACAGCACUAAGUGACCUUCCGUUUUUUAUUUGCUGCUACGGACGGAACUAUGCAGAAGAAAACACGUGAAUGUGCUCUGGGCUGAUAAGAGAAGAAGACAGACCUAUGUGCAAAAUAAGGGAGCGUGAUAACCAGGAUUGCGUGCUUGAGGUUUUUUUUCCUGACCUUUGACCUUUAAUGCAAAAUUAAUCAAGCAGGUGGCUCUAGGAUUCCGGAUACCCGUGGAUCUACCAGAUAAUACACUCGUGUUGCUGUAUGGAUCAGCUGUAAAGGGCCUAGAGCAGGGGUCAAAGGUCCACUGAAGCAACCAAUGGAUGCCUUAUCGACUCAUAAAUAACAUAUAAAACAAUUGAAUGGUGGGGAUCUAUAAAGUGUUUAAAUAAAACAGGUAGAAACAAAUAUAUUUCAAGGACAGAUUAGAUUCCUAAAUAGACUUUUCAUUAUGCUUCUAAAUGAUUGUCAGCCUUUACCUCUCCUGAGGGACACGGACGUGCCGCCUCGGGUCAAAGAAAACUUCAUUCUGACCGGCUACCGUUUCCCAAACUACAGCCUGAGGGAUUGCUUGUUAUCAGCAUUCAGGCCGACCAAUGAAACUGGGAACUUCUGGACGCACUUCCUCCCAGUUUUUGUUUUUUUCUACUAUUUCGUGGAGGCGUUUGGUUGGGAAGGCGCACCGCAUGGCGACGCCCCCUUCUUCUAUCCGUUCUGGACCUACUUUAUCGGGGUGUUCUGUCUGCUCAUGGCGAGCAGCAUGGCCCAUCUGCUUAACUCGAUGUCUCUGGUGGUUAGAGAAGUCUGCUUCUUCGUGGAUUACGGCACCAUCAGCGCCUACACAGUCGGCUCAUCUUUGGCCUACUACUAUUACAUCCACCCUCAGGCAGGGAUAGUGGAGACGGGAAACCACAAUGGAUCUCACAUGGCCCUGGAACAUGAACCCAGGGAGGCUGUCACAUCAUCCUAUGCAAUCCCAGAGUUCAGUGUGUUCUUUGAGACCUUCUACAUCCCGAGUGCGUGUAUGGUAGCAAUCAUCUGCAUCUUGUCCUGCUGCAACACUCGUCAGAGGUGGAGGAAGCAUCGAUACGUCAUCCGAACCCUCGUCUUCCUGCUACCGUUCCUCGUCUCUUCAACACCGGUGUUCUACCGGCUUCUCACCAGAUCACCUUACUCCUCCACCUCCUCCUCCUUCACCGCUUCUGACUCCACCUCCACCUUCUUCUAUCGUCACUGUUUCUGGCUGGUGGUGUCAGCCGUCUUCAACAUCAGCAAGAUUCCUGAGCGACGCCCCGGUCGCUUCGACAUCUGGGGUCACAGUCACCAGUGGUUCCACUGCUGCACCUUUCUGUCCAUCCUCGACGAGCUCCACAUGAUCAAGGCUGAGGUGAGGGCGAUCCUGCUCAGCCCGACUCUGCUGCUCCCACCGGCAACCCUCUCACGCCUACCUGGACCUACUGUUGCUUCGACCUACGGGGUGAUGCUCCUCCUGCAGACCACCAUCAUCUCCAUCAUCGUGUGGUUCUCCUGGAAGGCCAACUGCAUCUACGGACCCGAGAGAGACCAGCUGGCAGAGGAAUAUCCCAAGAAGCACCUGAAAUGUCACUGAUCACAGAUUUGUGUUUUGAAUCGCCUUUACUGCGAAUGACGUUUGCACGUUUAUUCAGAGCCAUGCCACUAGAAGAAGUGCACAAGAAUCACGAUAACCCCCUCCUGAUUCCAUGUCUGUUGCAUGUUUUAAACCCUUUGAGAGAAUUGUGCAAGCUUUCAUUGGGUAAAUUUGGGACAAAGGGAGAUGAGAGGAUUAUAUUUGGAGCAGACCAAUGGAUGGCUGUCUGGCUGCGUGGAUAUCCUGAAAUCUGCCAGGGCGUCUGAUGAUAAAACUACCUCUAGGUGUUGUUCACUCGAUGACAGAGGAAAGGUGUUGGUACCCAGGGGAACACAAGUUCCAUUUACCAUUUGGGUAAAGUGGCUACAUGUUAGCUUAAAGUGUUGUCAGUUAGUUCCUCCUGUUACUUCCCCUUUCUCUGACUUCAAACUCUGUUUUUGCUGUGGUUGUGAUUGAAAACUAAGAGGCCAAGAGGAUUAGGGCCAAAUUUGGAAAAAAAGUUGAGCUCAGAACUCAAUGUUUUAAAUCAGAAAUAAAAUAAAAAAAGGAAGGAAGUCUACAUUUUAUGUUUUUAAAAGAAUUAAUAAAUAAAUAGUCAUGAAGAAAAUAAAUUCAAGCAAAAUAAAUCUGAAUUCUAGGAUUGAAGAAGAGAUUAUAUUAAGGUAACUCCACUUUUGGAUUAGUUUACUUGUGUAUAAGAAAAUUGUUUUGUGUAAAAACAAAUGUUUCAUCAAAGUCAGAUUUUAUACUUGAUACCCGAAUACAUUUUCCCUGGAUGGCCUCAAUUGUCCUCCGUAGAAUCCAUUGUGUGACUUUCCUUAAGCCUAACUUCUCUUGCUCUGAAAUGAACGAUCACGCAGUUUAAUUUCCUCUCUCUGUCCACGUAACAGGAAGUGUGGUGGCCUUGACGAAGCUUCAGAAAUAGCUGAGAGCACGUAUCAGUGAAGCACUUUCAGGGGGGCCGGUGUAAAGCCCUGUUAUUAAGAAGCCAUGCUUGAUUUUUAACCUCCGGGUACUUCUCUGAGGCAUGUGAUGAUGUCCUACUGACGGGUUCAGUCAGGAUAUUUAAAUGUGAAAUGUGUGUCAUUGUGCUGUCAUCUGCUGUAUGUUUGGUUUCCAUAACACUGAUGGAAAGUUCCUCACAGAUUAUGUUCACAAUGCGUAAAGUGCUGUAAUUCAGAUUAAAUGUGAUGCAACAUUUUCUAAUCACUAUGGAAAGCUUACCGAAUUUUCCUGCAGCUCACACAGGUAGUCUACACACUGCGUGCACAGAUUGUAAAAUCUAGCAUUCCAAAAAUGAUAAGACUAUAAGACUUCAAGGCCAGUUUAGAGACCUGCAUUGUGAGCAUACUUUAAUAUGGAUGAUGUAACCAGAGGCCGCUUUCUUUGUCAUUUCAUGUUCAGUUAUCUCUUAGAGAAAAAGCCAUAGUUUGGGGUAGUGGUAGUGAAGUUCGUGGCAAUAUUUUUUGUCGUACUACAUUAUCAGGACCUUCCUGGACAGAUUUGCACUUACAGAUAGAUCAGGUUAACGUGGGCUUUUGUACCUUUGAGUAUUACCAUCACCUGGGAGUUACAGAUCCAGGAAGAAAUGGAACGUUUUGCAUUUUGUGAAAAACCUUGACUUUUAACACUUUAUUGUGGGCGUCCCAAUUUCAGCAUGAAGUGAUUUUCUGACCAUCUGGGAGAACAUUUCAGUCCUAAGCAUUGCCCUAAAAAAAAAAAAAAAGAAAAUACUGAAAACUGUUUCCCAGUUGCAUCAGUUUUUCAACCGAGACCAAAAUGAGUUGUAUGAGAGGCUAUCAGGGCCAUGUUUAAUAAAUAAAAAAAAUAUGAGUGAGAUGAAUAAAACAUAAAGAGCCCCUUAAUAUUAUCCUUAAAUAUUUGAAACAAAAUAAUCAGUAGUUUUAAUAACUUUCCAUACAAAAAAUCAAACUUUAUGUCGUCUAAAACGAGGUGACGGUCAUACGUUAUUUUUUGUAGAUUUUUUUUCAACCAGAUAAACAGAAAAUGGAUUUUAUGAAAAAUAUUUAAAUGCAUGACUUAUGAUUCAAGGAUUCUCUGGGUUGUCUGGAUCAUGGGGAUGAACUGAAAUCGAGAGGCACUAACCUGGACUAACAUUCACCAUCUCGUAAUUCAGCGUUUAUCUCCAUACAGCAAUGUUGUCAAUAUAUUAUUCCCGCGCUGUAGGGAUGGUAUUUUACCAGCAAUAAUGUGUAAAAAAAGACCUGUAUUUUGUGUUUGUUUUUUGAUGUAAGGCCCUGUGUCCACCUAGCAUUUCUUCCAGGUAGAAAAGCUCUGGCUGUGUGCUCGGGGAGCACUUACAUCCGUCCUGUCUCAUCCGUCCUGACAACAGUCUGUUAACAACGGCCGCUGUAUGAACGGCAAGGCUCUGUUAUGUUUUACUGCAUGUUUUAUAUUUUACAAAGUGUUUACCCGAUCAGAUACAGAGCAAAGGGGUGUGGGUACAAUAUGGACAGUAUCUUACAUUUGCAAAAGAGCACCGGUGACAUCAACAGCGCCUUUCUGAGAAGUUGAAAGGUUUUCAACUUGAGCGCCGGGAGCGGUCGCACAAAAAAGGUGGAGCGUUCGGAAAAAAGACACUGGACACUUAGCUUCUGGUCCGAGCGGUCGCCUGCUGCUGCUGCUAACGCUCUCUGCUCAUUGAAAACAUCUGAAAAACUAUGCUUGCUGGUGCUCAGAAAAAAACGCCAUGUGGACACAGGGCCUAAUUCUGCUCCCUGAAUUCAAACCCUUUGGUCUCAGUUUUGUAGGAUGAACUUUCACAUGAAGGGUUAAGCUUGUGUUUAGUUGUCUUAAUCCAGUUUGUUAGGAAAUUGACUUUAAAUGGCUUUUUCAAAUUGUACGUUUUCAUGUUUGUCGUGUUCUUUGUAUAUGUAAAUUAGAGCGCUGUACGGAGAGUAGCUAGUUAAGUCAGCAAUCAGUAUCUGAUAAAAUAUAGCAAAAUAUAUUGUGGACAUUUUCAGUACUUGAGCCUUUUUUCUAACACACCCAUUGAAAGAAAUAUUAAUAUUAUCAGUUGCAGACUUGUUGAAUUCAUAGAGUUCAUAGAUUUGUGUAAUUUUAUUAGCUUGCUAGCUUGAGUCACUGUUAGCUGCAGCUUCUGUUUUAUUUAAGAUGCUAUAAAAAGAAAAAGAGUAAUUUAAAAAUAUUGAAAUCUGUUCGAUUAAUUUGCACACUGAAAAUGGACCAUAUGAUGAUUUCUUCGUGUGAUUUGAAUGUUUUUCUGUCACGUUCCUGAUUUUUCAUCGUGUCGAGAAGUCAGAGAUGGAGUUGCAUCUGUUUUUAAAUGUUGCUGACUGAUGUUGGUCCCUGUGUAAUUUCAGAAAUGUUGUGAUAACCACUGUGUUAAUCAUAUCUGCACAUGUUUCGACUUGCACAGAAGAGACUCAUGACGCUGUGAUGAAGAACACAUUGAGACGUUGGUUGAUCAUGAUGUUAUGGUGCACUUUAAAGCUCUCUGAAAUGUUCUUUUAAGGAUUGAUCAAACAGUACUGUAUUAAUCAGCACAUUUCAUGUUCAGAUAAGACGAUGCAUUCGAUGCUAAAGGGAUGUCUCUACCUCGACAGAGCGUUUAAUCUGAUCUAAACUGGAUUUAUGUAAAUGGUGAAACAGUGUUUUAGACUAAAGAAGCACUCAGGGCUGACUGAAGAAUGACACAGAUAUUAUUUACAUACAUUUAAAGUAUGAAUAAGAAGAGAAGGAGGAUGAUUAUAGUCUGUCUGUUAAUGCUGAAAAAGAUGAAACCCUCCGUUGUUUUAAUUGAUGUAUAAAUUAGCACUAAUAUCAAUGAUUUAAAGUUUUAUUGAAUAAAUUAUGCAGAGAAAUAUUA
Messenger RNA from Labrus bergylta (ballan wrasse), 5849 nucleotides. It is a transcript of the gene paqr9, whose product is annotated as progestin and adipoQ receptor family member 9. NCBI's taxonomy places the organism in Eukaryota, Metazoa, Chordata, Actinopteri, Labriformes, Labridae. Gene Ontology annotation, molecular function: signaling receptor activity. Gene Ontology annotation, cellular component: membrane. The record is from RefSeq and is a predicted model, not a curated record.